AUCUCUCACCUGUGCAGUGACAACAGUGAAGAGAAAACAUGGCUUCAUUUCCACCAGGUCCUGAUUUGAGGAUUGUGAUGAUUGGAAAAACUGGUGUGGGCAAGAGUGCUGUUGGGAACACCAUCCUGGGAUGUGAGCGUUUCAGAUCUUGUCCUUUAUCUGCAUCAGUGACUGAGUUUUGUGAAAAAGGUGUGACACAGUGGGGUAACAGGGUGAUUAGUGUUGUAGACACACCAGGGAUCCUGGACACUUCAAAAUCAGACGAGUUCAUCAAAAGUGAAAUCGUCAAAUGUGUUGAAGUCUCCUGUCCCGGUCCUCACGUGUUCCUGUUGGUCAUCCAAAUCGGCCGAUUCACAAGAGAAGAGAAAAACUCAGUGGAAGCCCUGCAGGAGCUGUUUGGCCAAGAGGCAAACAAGUACAUGAUUGUGCUCUUCACCCGUGGUGGUGAUCUUGGAAGCAUGACCAUACAGCAGUAUGUACGUGAUGCUGAGCCAGGGCUUAAACGCAUCAUCCAAAGCUGUGGAAAAAGGUACCACGUCUUUGACAACACCAGCAGCGACAGAAGGCAGGUGGUGGAGUUGGUCAAGAAGAUCGACAAAAUGAUGUCAGUAAAUAAGGGCACCCACUACACAGACGCCAUGUUUAAAGAGGUGGAGGAAGCACGCAAAAAGGGAGUAACACUGCAGCAGUACAAGUUCACUGAGCCAUUGUGCAAACGUAUCAAACUUUUUCGCAUCAUUCUUGGGAAAGAUUAAAGUGUUGUUAUUCUACUGUAAUUAUUCUAUUCUGAAUAGGACAGCUUUUAUACCUACAUGAAAUAUACAGUUUGUUCAUGAUCGUACACACAGUGUGCAGGAUCAAUAUAUGUUGAUUUCCCAUAAAGAAAUAAUAAAGUAAAAUAUUUUUAUGUGACUUUAUCUUUUGACUUUGAAGAAGAAAGUAUUUGAACGUGAAAUAGUGAGCAUAUAAUCAUUGUUUUAUAAUAAUCAUAACAUAAGCUAUGCUAUUAAAGUAUUUAUUGUCUCUGUUGCAUCUAUUCUGAUUUGUAUAUGGGCAUCAAAUCAUGGUGGUUAUGUAUAUAUCAUACAUUUGGGAGACACAAGAUAAAUUUAGUCAAUUAAAUAUUUUGUGUUAAUUCGAGCUGUGAAUUGUUUUCUGUUUUAAACAAUGAUGACUUCAGUUUCUAUAACGGUGGCACUCUGCCUCUGUUUCACUCUUUUGUACCACCUUUAGAAGUCAGUCCAGCAACAGGCAUUUGAAAGGCAAGCAAGACCAGGUACUUUUCUUUUUAAAAAGCUGUUUAAUGAAACUUUGAAUUAACAUGGCAAGACUCGGUCGAAAGACUGUGUUGCCUCCAGCUUAUCCAACUCCCGAACUACGUAAUUACAGCGUGGCAGAAGCCCAAAAUACCAAAAAGCGCACUAGAAUUUCGCACUUCUAUAUUCUACCCUUUAACACAACAGUAUUUGGAAAUUAACUGGAAAUUACACACUUAUCAACAAAAAUCUAUAUUUCCUUUUUUAAACCAAUUAAACCAGCCUUUAAUUGGCUCUUACAGUCUCUAAUGAGAAGUUU
Haplochromis burtoni (Burton's mouthbrooder) is the source of this 1575-nucleotide messenger RNA. Its product is annotated as GTPase IMAP family member 7. The record is from RefSeq and is a predicted model, not a curated record. The transcript has 2 exons. Gene Ontology annotation, molecular function: GTP binding. NCBI's taxonomy places the organism in Eukaryota, Metazoa, Chordata, Actinopteri, Cichliformes, Cichlidae. The coding region runs from base 39 to 755 and encodes 238 amino acids.